Parnassius mnemosyne (clouded apollo) is the source of this 222-nucleotide messenger RNA. Lineage: Eukaryota; Metazoa; Arthropoda; Insecta; Lepidoptera; Papilionidae. The record is from the annotation of a GenBank genome assembly.
AUGGGUGCUAAAUGGUGCAGUAUGGCGAAGGUGUGUAACCACGACCGUGUGCCAGUGUGUGGAGUGAAUCACGCUGGUGAUAUUAUGGGCUUCAGGGAUCUUUGCGACAUGUUUGAUUUCAACUGUAUCCGGAGACGAAAUUAUAAGCAAACAGCUUGCCCCGAAGACAAAUCUGUGCUGAGUGUUUCUCGUCGUCCCACUAAUAGCUAUUAUGAUGAUUAG